CGUACGCCGCUCGCCGACUUGAACGCACGGCUCCCAAACUGUGCAGCGCGCUACGGAAAUUCAAGUUUUGUGAAUUAAAACAGAAAGUUUCAACUCUUUGGAUGAUAAUAAACUGAACGCCAUGUCUACCUUUAUUGAAGUUUGUGGUCCUCUCUCGCCACCGUCUACGCCUCCUUUAGUGGAAAACAAAGUUGAGCUGCCUUUGAAGAAGGCUGCGGUGAAACGCGCCCGGGAGUCUCCGGGCCUGGGAGGCCUGGUGACUCCGCAACCGUCGGACUCCGAGGGGGAAGAUGAGUUCAGCAAGCGCUCCCGUUGCGAACUCGCCCGCCUACUGCUGACCCCUCCGCCCGAGUGCAACCGACCCUCAGUGAUAAUGCGUGCCCACAAGGACGGGACCUGCAGUCCCGAGCCUCUCCCCCCACCGCCGCAAGACGUCAACAUAUUAAAAACCUUAAAAUUCAAAAUGAACCGCGGACACAGUUAUUCAUACGCGAAAUACAUCGCGAGCCAGCAAAGUCCGCCCGCGCCGCCUUCACCUCCUUCGCCACCGGUCGAGCGCGUACCUACUCCUACUGAAAGCCCUAAACAACCGAGGAUUGAAGAGCCUCGAGUUCCGGCAACACCCACCGCCUCCACCCCCGGCUGGGUGCCUCUUGCGCCUCGCCCAACCUCUGCCGUCAUCGUCCCCGGCGCGCUACUCCCUACAACGGCGCUGUGGCUCGUCGCUCCUGCACCUGCCGCGCGAAGACGUCUAUAUGAGUGUUCUUAUGAAGGCUGCGGGAAAAACUACUUCAAAUCCUCCCAUCUGAAGGCCCACGCCCGAACACACACUGGAGAAAGACCUUUUAAAUGCGCCUGGCCCGGGUGCGAGCGUCGCUUCUCUCGCUCGGAUGAACUCUCCAGACACAAACGCACACACACGGGUGAAAAGAAGUUCGUUUGUCGAGUUUGCAACCGUCGUUUCAUGCGUUCAGACCACUUGGCGAAGCACGUCAAACGCCACGCCAAGGAACGGGCGCCGCCGGCGCCGGUCCUGCGGCUGCUCCCCACGCCAACCCUGGCGAUGCCGACGCACUAAUACUGCAGCAAUACUACUGUGAUUCAGAUCUCAUGAUCGUUACCUAGUUGUAGUCCUUCUUUAAGACUGUCCUGACUACUUAAGUAGUUUUUAGCUUUAAGUCCAUGUAUGUUAGCUGAAAAGCUAUGAUUAAAAGAAAGAUUUUUUUACAUAAAA
Messenger RNA from Cydia pomonella (codling moth), 1234 nucleotides. RefSeq names its product Krueppel-like factor 10 (gene cbt). Gene Ontology annotation, biological process: regulation of transcription by RNA polymerase II. Bases 122 to 1078 code for a protein of 318 amino acids. The record is from RefSeq and is a predicted model, not a curated record. Gene Ontology annotation, molecular function: DNA-binding transcription factor activity, RNA polymerase II-specific; RNA polymerase II cis-regulatory region sequence-specific DNA binding. The transcript has 2 exons. NCBI's taxonomy places the organism in Eukaryota, Metazoa, Arthropoda, Insecta, Lepidoptera, Tortricidae.